AUGUCUGGGGACUACGAAGAUGACCUCUGUCGGCGGGCUCUCAUCCUGGUCUCAGACCUCUGUGCACGGGUCCGAGAUGCUGACACCAAUGACAGGUGCCAAGAGUUCAACGAACUUCGAAUCAGAGGCUAUCCCCGGGGUCCGGAUGCAGACAUUUCCGUGAGCCUGCUGUCAGUCAUCGUGACGUUCUGUGGCAUCGUCCUCUUGGGUGUUUCUCUCUUCGUGUCCUGGAAGUUGUGCUGGGUGCCCUGGAGGGACAAAGGAGGCUCAGCAGUGGGCGGUGGCCCCCUGCGAAAAGACCUAGCCCCUGGGGUUGGGCUGGCAGGCCUGGUAGGAGGUGGUGGGCACCACCUAGGAGCCAGCCUAGGUGGCCAUCCCCUGCUAGGUGGCCCACACCAUCAUGCACACACAGCCCACCACCCGCCCUUUGCUGAGCUGCUGGAGCCAGGUGGCCUUGGGGGUGCUGAGCCUCCAGAACCUUCCUACCUGGACAUGGACUCAUAUCCAGAGGCAGCUGUGGCCUCUGUGGUAGCCGCUGGGGUCAAACCAAGCCAGACAUCCCCGGAGCUGCCUUCUGAGGGUGGGACAGGCUCUGGGCUGCUCCUGCUGCCUCCCAGUGGUGGGGGCUUGCCCAGUGCCCAGUCCCAUCAGCAGGUCACGAGUCUAGCACCCACCACCAGGUACCCAGCCCUGCCCCGGCCCCUCACCCAGCAGACCCUGACCACCCAAGCAGACCCAAGCAGCGAGGAGCGGCCGCCUGCACUGCCCUUACCCCUUCCGGGUGGUGAAGAAAAAGCCAAGCUCAUCGGUCAGAUCAAGCCAGAGCUGUACCAGGGCACUGGACCGGGUGGCCGGCGAGGCGGCGGGGGCUCUGGGGAGGCAGGGGCACCCUGUGGCCGCAUCAGUUUUGCCCUGCGGUAUCUCUAUGGUUCUGACCAGCUUGUGGUGCGGAUCCUGCAGGCCCUGGACCUCCCAGCAAAGGACUCCAAUGGGUUCUCAGAUCCCUAUGUCAAGAUCUACCUUCUGCCUGAUCGCAAAAAGAAAUUCCAGACCAAGGUGCACAGGAAGACGCUGAACCCUGUCUUCAAUGAGACUUUUCAGUUCUCGGUACCCCUGGCCGAGCUGGCACAACGCAAGCUGCAUUUCAGUGUCUAUGACUUUGACCGCUUCUCGAGGCAUGAUCUCAUUGGUCAGGUGGUUUUGGACAACCUGCUGGAGCUGGCUGAGCAGCCCCCUGACCGUCCACUCUGGAGGGACAUCCUGGAAGGUGGCUCGGAAAAGGCAGAUCUUGGGGAGCUCAACUUCUCACUCUGCUACCUCCCCACGGCUGGGCGCCUCACCGUGACCAUCAUCAAAGCCUCUAACCUCAAAGCAAUGGACCUCACUGGCUUCUCAGACCCCUAUGUGAAGGCCUCUCUGAUCAGUGAGGGGCGACGUCUGAAGAAGCGGAAGACCUCCAUUAAGAAGAACACGCUGAACCCCACAUACAAUGAGGCCCUGGUGUUCGACGUGGCUCCGGAGAGUGUGGAGAAUGUGGGGCUCAGCAUCGCAGUGGUGGACUACGACUGCAUUGGCCACAAUGAGGUGAUCGGUGUGUGCCGAGUGGGUCCAGAGGCUGCAGACCCACACGGCAGAGAGCACUGGGCAGAGAUGCUGGCCAAUCCGAGAAAACCUGUGGAGCACUGGCACCAGCUCGUGGAGGAGAAGACACUGACCAGUUUCACAAAAGGUAGCAAAGGACUCUCAGAGAAAGAGAACUCAGAGUGA
Messenger RNA from Cricetulus griseus (Chinese hamster), 1767 nucleotides. NCBI's taxonomy places the organism in Eukaryota, Metazoa, Chordata, Mammalia, Rodentia, Cricetidae. The record is from RefSeq and is a predicted model, not a curated record.